AUGGCCACCACAGAAGAAGGACAGUUCAAAAGAGGCGACACCAGCCUGUACACUAAGACGUGGACUCCCGCUGGCCCCGUCACCGCCAAACUCGUAUUUGUCCAUGGCUUCAGCGAGCAUAUCAACCGCUACAAUGACUUCUUCCCCAAGCUUAACCUGGCUGGAAUACAGGUGUUUGGGUUCGACCAGCGCGGCUGGGGCAAGUCCACCGCGAGCAAGGCGGAACGAGGCUUGACCGGUCCAACCUCCCAAGUCAUCUCGGAUGUCGCGGCUUUUAUCGAGGACAAGCUUCCGUCAAAUGUGCCCGUAUUUGUGAUGGGUCACUCCAUGGGAGGAGGUGAGGUGCUUACACUCGCUGCAGACCCGAGCUACGCGAAGCUGGUGAAGCAGAUUCGCGGCUGGCUGCUCGAUGCGCCCUUCAUCGGCUUCUCGGCCGACGAGGAGCCCAGCAGCAUCAAGAUUUUCAUGGGUCGUCUUGUCGGCAAGCUGCUUCCCAAGCAGCAACUCAAACAUGAGAUUCCGGCCGAGUACUUGAGCCGUGACCCGGCCGUGGUCGACGACUACCGCAACGAUGCUCUGUGUCACAAUACCGGCACGCUCGAGGGGCUGGCCUCGCUCCUGGACCGAACGGGCGCUCUUUCCUCCGGGUCAAUCAGACUCGACGAUGAUCUGAGCCUCUUUCUCGCCCACGGAACGGCCGACAAGACGUGCAGCUACGACGCGUCCGAGAAGUUCUUCCAGGAGCAGGCGAUCAAUGACAAGACGUUCAAGUCAUACGAAGGCGCCUAUCACCAGAUCCACGCAGAUCUGUGCAAGGAUGACUUUGCCAAGGACAUUAUCGAUUGGAUGCACGCUCGCAGCGGGAACCGGGAGAGCGUGCCCGCCGAGUCGAAGCUCUGA
Messenger RNA from Cordyceps militaris CM01, 900 nucleotides. Its product is annotated as alpha/beta hydrolase, putative. Gene Ontology annotation, molecular function: lipase activity. The transcript is spliced from 2 exons. The record is from RefSeq and is a predicted model, not a curated record. Gene Ontology annotation, cellular component: membrane. NCBI's taxonomy places the organism in Eukaryota, Fungi, Ascomycota, Sordariomycetes, Hypocreales, Cordycipitaceae. The coding region runs from base 1 to 900 and encodes 299 amino acids.